CCCGAAGCGAGUGGGAGGCCGCGAAAACCCACGAGACGAGGGGUUGAUCCCGCUGCGGGUGGCAGGGAGGGCGAUCCUCCUCCUGUUUUAGCACCAGCAGGGCUCCUCUGAUGAUGAUAUACAAAGAAAGGAUCCUUUGAGCUUGGGCCCCCAUGACAUCCAAAGACAAAGACGUGGUGUCCUUGCCAGUUUCUCCCUGGGAUGCCAUCCUUAAGGCUGCCAAAGACCAGCUGCCAUCCCUGGAUUCAGACUCCUCCCCGUCUGACUGUGAGGAAGAAGAACCCUUCAUCUUUCAGCGAAACCAGCCUGUCCUGAUUCCAGACCUGGCUGAGGAGCUGGCUGAAGACCCUUUUGGUAUUGAAUCUGGGACCUGGAUUACUGUAGGGAGGAGUUCUUCACCUGAGCCACUUCUGAGUCCUGGGAGACUAGCCAUAGAACCCAGAAGUGGACAGAAGGUAAGACAGGAGGACUUGGCCCCUCAGGGAAGAGAAGGCCCUGGCUGGUCUCACCAGAGCUGUGUCAAAAUCAGCCCUAUUCUUGUGGAGGCUGAGGAGGACUCACCCUGGCUGGAAGGCAACCUUAGAGGCCCGUCUUACCCCAAAGGACCCCAGAGUCCCCCAUGGACUUCCCAGGGAGAAGAGGCCACCUUUCCUUUGGAAGGAAAGCUGAAGAUAGAGCCCACAGAUACUGACUUUAGAAACUCUACAAAGCUCCAAGCCCUCCGCAGGGAGAGGAGGAGGAUGAUAAAGAAGGAUAUCCUUCAGAAAGUGACCCAGGCUGCCCAGAACCCAGCCUGUGGAGACCAAGGCCAGGCUGCUGAGUCAGGACCCCGGCCAGAAGCCUCAUCGGAGCAGCCUCGGGAAGGAUGUCCAGUGCUUUCACUCCAGCAACUCGAAGACUGGGAUUUGGAUUACAUCCUUCAGAGCCUGCCAGGACAACAAGACAGCCAGGGUGACAGUGCUCCCAGAACUGCAUGGUGGUUAGCUGAACGCUACCAAAACCAAGGGCAUACCACUGGACUAUCCCAGGACACACUCCUGGAGCAGCUGGCCCUCCUGUGUGCCACUCAGUCCAGAGUCUGCAACCGUACCUGGAAGGUACCUGUUGACAAGCCCCAAGACACAGAAGAACAGGAAGCCAGAAGCAGAAGUGCUUUGGCAGAGAGCAGGAGGCUGAAGACAGAGCCUCCCACCGUCUUCAUUGACCUACGGCAGACGGAGCCGUCAGAACCACAAGAGCGCCAGUCCCGGGAGAGCUCUGAAUAUAGCUCGUCUGACAGCGAGGAGGAAGGUGUGGAGACAGCAGGCCCAGUACAGGGGCCAUCCUCCGAAGAAUGGAGGGACUGUACUGGGAAGAGCCAGCUUCUCCAGCAGCUGAGGGCGUUUCGGAAGGGGGCUGUUCCAUCCCAUCGGUCCACCAGUGACAGCCCUAGAGUCCAGAAGGCUCAGGCCCCAGAAGAUACAGGAUCCCACACUAGGAGGAAGAAACACAUAAAACUCUGGGCUGGGAAGCAGAAUGCCCUGGAUCUAGGGGACCCUCUUGGGACACAGCCAGCCAGAGAGGUGCUGCUACCUGCUACGGGCCAGCUAUAUUCAACUCAGGUAAAGGACCUGAAAAGCAGGUCAGGUGGCAGAUUUCGAUCCACACAGCCCUGGUGGUCCCUCUACAGUCUGCCUCUGGAGGCUGAGACCCUCGCUCUGGACCCCACCAAGCCAGUUUAAACAUAUGUAAACUUU
Peromyscus eremicus (cactus mouse) is the source of this 1736-nucleotide messenger RNA. RefSeq names its product dynein axonemal assembly factor 8 (gene Dnaaf8). Lineage: Eukaryota; Metazoa; Chordata; Mammalia; Rodentia; Cricetidae. The record is from RefSeq and is a predicted model, not a curated record. The transcript has 9 exons. Gene Ontology annotation, cellular component: dynein axonemal particle. Gene Ontology annotation, molecular function: dynein complex binding. Bases 153 to 1721 code for a protein of 522 amino acids.